Malus domestica (apple) is the source of this 3510-nucleotide messenger RNA. RefSeq names its product ubiquitin carboxyl-terminal hydrolase 8. Gene Ontology annotation, molecular function: cysteine-type deubiquitinase activity. NCBI's taxonomy places the organism in Eukaryota, Viridiplantae, Streptophyta, Magnoliopsida, Rosales, Rosaceae. The record is from RefSeq and is a predicted model, not a curated record. Gene Ontology annotation, biological process: protein deubiquitination.
GAAUCCUCUUCACAGAAAAAAGCUCCGUUUGUUUGUCUGCAAAUCCGCCAUUCUCCAUCUCUCUCUCUCUCUCUUUCUCUGAUGAUCUGCAUUUUCCGAACCCGGUUUCGAACUCGUUCCUGACUCGCUCCUUCUCUCCUUCCUAACUCGCUCCUUCUCCUCUUUCUAUACACAUAACAUACGCAAAUAGAAAGUGAAUGGAGGGCGUUGCUCUCUCUGAAGAUCUCUCCGGAUCCACUCAGCGUUCCGACUCGGACAGCGACCAGCGAGUCUACUUCGUUCCCUACAGUUGGUGGAGAGAUGCACAGGAAUCAGUUUUGGGCGAUUCUGAUGGGAAGAGAGGGGUUUUGUACGUGGCUUUGCAGGCUUCUUCGUAUGCUGGCCCUAUGAAGCUCAUCAAUAACAUUUUCAACUCAGAUCUUGUGUUCAAUCUAAGGAGAGAGGAUGAUAGUGUACAUAGUGGUGAAAAUGGCGAAGUCGGUGUCUCAGGCCGAGACUACGCAUUGGUGCCCGGAGAAAUGUGGGUUCAGGCACUCAGAUGGCAUAGUGAUUCUAAAGUUGCAGUGAAGGAUGGUAGGAGUUUUUCAGCUGCGGAAGAUGACAUGACCGAUGUCUAUCCGCUACAACUCAGACUUUCUGUUUCACGAGAAACAAAUUCAUUGGGAGUAAAAGUUACAAAGAAGGAUAAUGCAGUUGAGUUCUUCAAGAGAGCCUGCAAAAUUUUCAGUGUGGAGUCUGAGAUGUUACGCAUCUGGGACUUUUCGGGGCAGAUAAACUUAUUUUUUGCAAAUGAAAGAGCCAAGUCUUCAAGAGACUUUCAACGACAGUCAGGUGAGAUAAUGUUGGAGUUGCAAGUUUAUGGGUUGUCAGAUUCCUUUAAGUGCAGGGAAGGGAAAAAAGAUGAGAUGGCCGCACAACAUUCUACCAUCACAAAUUCCUGUUGUGGUGCUUCAGUUGUGAUGAAUGGUUCUGCGGGAAUCACAAAUUCUAACUUCAUCCGUUCAUUAUGGGGAAGCUCUUGCGAAACAGGUUCUUUAGGAUUGACAGGAUUACAGAACCUUGGAAAUACUUGUUUCAUGAAUAGUUCCAUCCAGUGUUUAGCGCACACCCCAAAGCUUGUGGACUAUUUUCUCGGAGAUUAUGGUAGAGAAAUAAAUCCAGACAAUCCAUUGGGCAUGAAUGGGGAGAUUGCUUUAGCCUUUGGAGAUCUGUUAAGGAAGUUAUGGGUUCCUGGAGCAACUCCAGUAGCCCCAAGGCCAUUUAAGUCAAAACUUUCUCGAUUUGCUCCGCAGUUUAAUGGAUUUAAUCAACAUGAUUCCCAAGAGCUCCUGGCUUUUUUGUUGGAUGGACUUCAUGAAGAUCUUAAUCGUGUAAAAUGCAAGCCUUAUGUAGAAGUCAAGGAUGGUGAUGGCCGACAAGAUGAAGAGGUUGCUGAUGAAUAUUGGGGAAAUCAUUUAGCCCGUAAUGACUCUAUAAUUGUUGACGUGUGCCAAGGUCAAUAUAAAUCAACAUUAGUUUGCCCUGUUUGCAAAAAGGUGUCUGUUACAUUUGAUCCAUUUAUGUACCUGUCGCUACCCUUGCCUUCAAUGAUGAUGCGGACAAUGACUUUAUCAGUGGUCAAUACUUAUGGAUAUUCUCAGCCGUCUCAAUAUACCAUUACUGUGCCCAAGCAUGGAAAAUUAGAAGAUCUCAUCCAGGGUUUAAGUGUUGCAUCCUCAUUGGGGAUUGAUGAAACCUUUUUGGUGGCUGAGAUAUACAACAAUCGCAUUAUACGCUAUCUUGAGGAACCAACUGAUUCAUUAUCUUUAAUUAGGGAUCAAGACAAGCUAGUUGCUUAUCGGUCGACGAAAGAUGUUGAGCAAAUCCCUUUGGUUGUGUUCAUGCAUCAGCUGAUGGAGGAGCAGUACAUGGAUGGGAAACUGACUUCAAGCUUUGGAAUUCCUCUUGUGUCAAGACUACCCAAUUCUGCUACUGGAUCUGAUAUCUGCAACUUAUACUUGAAAUUACUUAAGCCAUUUCACACACCCUCAAAAGAUUCCCAAGAAUGUUUUGAUAGUUCCGAGGGCACCACUCUUGAAGAAGUCACCGGAACACAGGAUUCCACACCUCCUGUUAUAGGGGCUGUGAACCCCUGUAAUGGAAGUGAGGCUGACUCACCCUUUGAUUUUGAAUUUCAGUUUUACAUAACAGAUGAAAAGGGAAUUUCCAAGGAUAGAAAGAUAGUAAUGAAUGAUAUGGUAGAGAGGGAAAAAACCAAGCGGUUAAAUGUCCUUGUAUGUUGGCCAAAAAAGUACAUCGAACAGUAUGAUAAUCGCCUUCUUUGCUCAUUACCAGAGGUUUUCAAGACUGGCCUUUUUGCAAAAAAGCCUCAAGAGUCCGUUUCUCUGUAUAAGUGCCUUGAAGCGUUCUUGAAGGAAGAGCCUCUUGGACCCGAAGACAUGUGGUAUUGUCCUGGCUGCAAAAAGCACUGUCAAGCCAGCAAAAAGUUGGAUCUAUGGAGACUGCCGGAGAUCUUGGUCAUUCAUUUAAAGCGGUUCUCAUAUAGCCGUUUUUUAAAGAACAAGCUGGAGACUUAUGUCGAUUUCCCUAUUGACAAUCUUGAUUUGUCAACAUACAUUGCCCACAAGAGUGGUCAGUCAUGUAAUCGUUACAUGCUGUAUGCAGUUAGUAAUCACUUUGGAAGCAUGGGAGGUGGUCAUUAUACUGCAUUUGUCCACCAUGGAGGUGAUCGGUGGUAUGACUUUGAUGAUAGCCACGUUAACCCUAUCAGCCAGGACAAGAUAAAGUCUUCAUCUGCUUAUGUUCUUUUCUACAGAAGAGUUGUGGAAGUGUGAUAUCAGAGCUUUGAAAUUCCUUUUCAAGAUCAGUCCUGUGGUGGAAUAUAUUUUUCCUUCACCUCAGUCCUCGCACUAACCACAAAAUUAUCAUUCUUUUGUCUUUGGUAUUGUUUAGUUUGGAUUGAGAACUUCCAGCAUGGAUAAAAUUGAGGGAAGUUCUUACGCUUAGAGGACGGUGCUGAAGAUGAUUGUAACAUAGUAGCAAAAUGAAGGGAUGAGUGACCGCACUGAGGAUGCUACAUGCAGUUAUAACCAUCCAUGAAGAGACAUUUACUACCUGGAGUAGAGAGAUUUCUGAUAGGGUCUGCUCUAUGAAAGUGUAAUUUUUGCUUUUAGAUAUAGCUGAUGAGUUUGGCGAUCUUUAUUUCAGUCAUCUUGUAAACAGGGACUGCUGGAACAAGGCUGCACUGCCAAUGACCUUAAGGUCGUGUGGCGGUAAGACUUUCCUUGGGGCGGAAGGAAACUUGCCCGGCUGCGCACUGCGCAGGUGAAGUUGCCUAAGUCGGAAAAAAGAACGAUAUGCUCCUUUAUUUAUUUUAUUCUUUUUGGUGUAUUUUUUAUUGGUUGGUGAUGAAAUUAGGGCAUGAAAGAACUGUAUGAUCCUUACCAUGAAGCCAAAAAAGGUUCAUCUGAUGAAUGUUCCAACUAUAAUUUAGCCAGAUUUGAUUUUUAA